Molecule: messenger RNA, 4722 nt
Organism: Polyodon spathula (Mississippi paddlefish)
Lineage: Eukaryota; Metazoa; Chordata; Actinopteri; Acipenseriformes; Polyodontidae
Gene: spns2
Product: spinster homolog 2 (Drosophila)
Exons: 13
Coding region: 1-1512 (503 amino acids)
Biological process (GO): lipid transport; sphingosine-1-phosphate receptor signaling pathway; transmembrane transport
Cellular component (GO): membrane
Molecular function (GO): transmembrane transporter activity; sphingolipid intramembrane carrier activity
Source: RefSeq, a predicted model, not a curated record
AUGUGCGUGGAGAGUGCUGGGUGUGAAAUCGAAGGCUGCAGUAGUUCGGACGAGGUGCAGACGCUGUCUGGAAGCUUGAGCCCCGGCUUGAAAUCCAACUCCGAUCCUCACCCGUACAAGACCGGGCAGAAGUUCAGGGCUGCCUUGCUGCGGUGCAGGUCGCCCGUCGCCGCCGCCGGGAUACUCAGCAUUGGGAAUGUGUUGAAUUACAUGGACAGAUACACAGUAGCAGGUGUGCUGCUUGACAUCCAGCAACAUUUUGGAGUCAGUGACAGUGGAGCCGGCUUGUUGCAGACAGUCUUCAUCUGCAGCUUCAUGGUGGCCGCCCCCAUCUUUGGUUACCUUGGCGACCGCUUCAACAGGAAGGUCAUACUGGGCUGCGGGAUCUUCUUCUGGUCGGCCGUCACUCUCUCCAGCUCAUUCAUCACGAAAGAGUACUACUGGCUGUUCGUGCUCUCCAGGGGGCUAGUGGGUAUCGGGGAAUCCAGCUACUCAUCCAUCUCGCCCACCAUCAUCGGAGACCUCUUCACCAACAACACCAGAACCAUGAUGCUCUCUGUCUUCUACUUCGCCAUCCCUCUGGGCAGUGGGCUGGGCUACAUCCUGGGCUCGAGUGCUAAGCAUGCAGCUGGGGACUGGCACUGGGCAUUGAGGGUGUCUCCAGUGCUGGGGAUGACAGCUGGGACCCUCAUCUUCCUCUUCGUCCCGGAGCCCAAGCGGGGCAGCGCAGACCAGCUCGGGGGGAGGCUGAAGGCCAGGACGCCCUGGAUCUGUGACAUGAGAGCGCUGGCUAAAAACCGCAGCUACGUGUUCUCCUCCCUGGCGUCCGCAGCGGUGUCCUUCGCUACGGGAGCCUUUGGCAUGUGGAUCCCUCUGUACCUGUUCAGAGCUCAGGUGGUGCAGAAGAGUGUGGUGCCCUGCGACCAGGAGCCCUGCAGCAUCAAGGACAGUCUGAUCUUCGGAGUGAUCACCUGUGUGACGGGGUUCCUGGGGGUGAUUAUCGGGGCGGCCGCCACGCGCCUCUGUCGGCUCAAGACGGAACGCGCGGAUCCCCUGGUGUGUGCCGUCAGCAUGCUGGGCUCUGCCAUCUUCAUCUGCCUCAUCUUCGUCGCUGCGAAGAAGAGCAUCGUGGGCGCUUACAUUUGUAUAUUUAUUGGUGAAACGCUGCUCUUCUUAAACUGGGCCAUAACGGCGGAUAUUUUAAUGUAUGUCGUGAUCCCGACUCGCCGUGCCACUGCCGUGGCUCUGCAGAGUUUCACCUCUCACGCCCUGGGAGACGCAGGCAGCCCCUACCUGAUUGGACUGAUCUCGGACGCCAUUCAGCAGAGCUACACAGAGUCGAUCCUGUGGCAGUUCCUGAGCCUGGGGUACGCUCUCAUGCUGUGCCCCUUCGUCAUCGUCUUGGGAGGGAUGUUCUUCCUGGCUACAGCCCUCUUCUUCCUAGAUGACCGGGACAAGGCAGAAAAACAGUUGAACCAGCUGACAUUGUCACCGUCUUCUGUGAAGGUCUGAAAAGCCCUCAAAGUGGGGAGAUCAGCUGGGACCACUCCAGAUUUCUAAAUCCUCCAAAAAGACACAACAAACUCUGCAGCUUUAAAAAAAAAAAAAAAAAAACCCAGAUGGGACGCUGCACUUCAAGUCAAGGAACAUCACACUUAUCCAAAGAUUCCUCCCGAUUACUGUGCACUCCUUCUCUCAUUCCCGAGUGCAACGGACCUUCAGCAGCAACCCAAGUGAAGAAUAGAAUUCAGAAACAAUCAAAAUGAGUAAUACAGUACUACUGAAGGAGGUGUGGUGCCCUUGUGCCAUCCUACACACUGUGAUGAGUGACUUUAUCAAAGCAGCUGAACAAGAACGCACCAAGAGACCAAGAUCAAAGACCAGUAAGGACUCACAAAACGGACACUAGAGAUACAACAGUGAUAGACUUAAUCGUUGUCCUGGGCGAUCUGCAGAUUAAACCCUUUCUUCACAGAACAGCCGCUGGAGAAUGAGCCCUUCCAUUGAAGGUCACUUGUGCGUGGCUGCAUCACAGAGCCAUCGCUGUGGGCCGCUCUGUACAGACCAAACCCACUGCUCGUGUUCCUGACUAUACAGCCGAGGUGGAGGAUAGCGAACUCUGGGGUUUGAGUGGUUCAUGUGACCGUAGGGUCUCCAAAGAACCCCGCAAGGUGUCUUUGCUAUGCACAGCUGUAGUGGAUUAUCACACUGUGAUUGGCUACGAUAAGCAGCAGUAACAAUCCUGGCACCAUCACACUGCAGCCAUUGGGUAUUGGUUCAUAGUGUUGCCACUGUGGUAUCAUUUUACCAAUGGCUCAUACCACUGCAGAUAUCAUUAUGUUUGCAUUGCCUAUUAAUCAUUUGAAAAGUAAUGGCAUGGUAAACACCAGAGGAACCAAUCAAAACCACCGAGCUGUGCCUCGGUUCGUGAGUUCCCGAUCCUGGUUGGUCAUAAAUCGAGGAGAUGGGCGGGGUUUAAACGAGUCUGUACGCUCCACGUUGAACCAGCUUGCCUAUUAUAAGCACUGUUUUUCUCUUUGAUUAAUAAGCUAACACAUGUAUAUUACUGAGUCCAGUAGCCCCGUCCCAUUGCUUUCUUUUCUGUACAAAAAAAAAACUAACAAAAAAAAACGCACUUUAAGUUUCCAACGAAAAAAUUAUUGCCUGAACUGAGCAGCCGUUCGGUCCAAGAGUUUACGUCACUGCAGUUAUGUUUCAAGCUUCUUUUGUGAUUGUUUAGUGGACGUUUUUAAAGAUAUGAGUUUAUAUAUUAUGCAGCCUUUUUUAAAUAUUGUAUAUUAUAACCUAUAGUUGUAUAGAAAUGUAUAUAUAUAAUAUUGUAAUGAUUAAGAACCCUGGUAAGAGAAGAUCGAUUCUGGGCCUCUUUCAUUUGGGUGUGCGAUCAAAAGCAGUUGGUUCGUUUACAGUGAGAUGUGUGAGAUCCCGAACAGUUUGGGUUAACAGGCUGUUCCAAAUGAAACGAACCGAGGCCGAUGCAAAAGCACGUUUUGAAUAUUUUUUAGGGUGUCGUCCAUUUUUUUUCAGCAAAGGAACCAACCUCAUCCCUUUCAAAGUUUUGUACCAAAUCCGCUUGGGUCAGAAAAGAACCGUUUGUGAAGGAACCUAUAUUUAAAAAAAAAAAAAAAAAAACCAUUAGACCCAUUUUUCUCUCAAGUGAAAAACCCUGGGAUGCAUUCUGGCUGAGAAGGAAGGCAGCAUUGGCUCAGGCAAAAAUAUCUGUGCUGCUGAGUUCCAACACUGCUGUAGCCAUAGCAUUAUCUGUAUAUGUACGCUGUGUAAUGGGAUUAUAAUGGUGCUGUCAUUGAAUUAUUAUUAUUGUUAUUAUUUAUUUGUUAAUUCCUUUUAAUCUCCAGUGCAGUAACUAAUGCUUUCAAACUAGAAGUCAGUGCCUGUGAGGGGUAAUUUGAUCACAUAAAAAAAAAAAAAAAACACAAUUACCACAACAUGAACAGGCUCUUUAUUCUCUCAAUUAAGAUGCCAGUCUCUGAUGUGAACGAUACAUUCCUCUUCACCAGUUUGGCAUAAUAGUCUUUAACAAAAUACAGUUCUAUUUGCAAAAGCAGCUUCCUCAAUGAACUGCUUCAGUUACAAAUAUAUUUCCGCUGGGGUGGCUGCAGUGCCUUUCUUGUCUAGUCUGUCUUUUUUUCUGCAAGCAGGGAGAUCGGCUUGCUCCGAAAUCUUCCCUGCAGGAAAUGCAGAGUGCUUGCCAGAUACAGUGCGCUCAGAGCUAGGCAGCAUUUCGUUAUGGGUUAAUAGAAGGACAACUGGACUGGCUUGGGGAAUAGACCAGGCUCUCGGCGAUGUCUGAGGGGGGCAGUAUUAUUCUGUACACGAUCUUGAUGGAUUUCUUUCAUGCCGUUUCAAUUGAAAACUGAUGCUCAUUUUCCUGGUAGCAUUCUGCAUUUUUUACAUAGAAGGCGAUGUUGUUUCUAUUAGAAGCAUGGCACCUGCUGUCUAAUUUCCAGCUAUACUAAGGCUGACCGACAGAUAGCACUUGUUACAAGAUACACAGCGCUGAAGCUGCAGCAUACAGUAACUAAAACCUGGGCUUUUAAUAGGAAUGCUUGACAUGCAGUAAUAGUAGCAUCUCCCGUCAGCCACACCAUGUGCCUGUCUCCCAGAUGUUGAUUUGACUUGAAAUUGGAGAAAGACUGUUUAUAAUAAAGACCUGUCAUUCCAGAACAUUACAGAUCAUUAGCAAUGCGUUGGUCUAGCAUUGCCAUGGGUUGCUCAGAUACAGAAAAAAGUGAGAUAGACAGUUUUGCUUCCAAUCUCAUCGUUUAUCAUUAGAUGUAGAAAAGGGAAAUUCGAUUGGCUUUGCGCGCUGAACAAAUUUUAAGUUUUUUUUUUUUUUUUUUUUUUUUUAAAUAAAAUUGAGAACUGAAUUUGCCAUCUAUUUUUAAUCAGAGUGCCGUCUCAAAAGUAGAAAUCCUAAACUUGGUGAUGUAUCAGCGGAGAUCAAAAUUGGAAUACAGCUGGUACCUACAGAAACAUUACAUUAUGAAAAUAAUUAAGUGUUGCUUCACCCUAGCUUGCACAAAAAACAAAAUUUGUAUUGCAUCGUUGCAUGAUCUGGAUCAACAUUAAAAAGUGUUGCAGAAUGACCCGUUCUGCAAGUCGUAGAGAUUCUGCUUCAUGCCUGCCUGUUUCUCAAAGCUUGAAACCACCCUCUAGGUAUCUAGCUUUUCAUAACUCUUUUUU